UUUGAACAGAAAGUAUAGCAGAAGUAGCACCAUCAGAGGAGUGAGGACCACUAAAACCCACCAAGAAUAGUAAGCACGACAGUAUGAUCACAGGCCAACAGCCAUACCAAAUGUAUCAACGGCCAAAAUAGCGGGUCCCAACAUUUUUUACAAGAGAAGUUUCGGAUCCCAACUCUCUGAAAAGCGAUUAGCAGGAGCACCUCCCAACUGCCCAAAAGCAACUCUAGCAGUUAAAAUAGCUGCAACGGAUACCAACUACCGAAGAGAAUGCCAAAGUUUAUGAUUGGCAGACAAAUCUGUCGGCAGACAGAAUUUACAACAGCACCAGCAUGACAGCAAUAUAAAAAGACAAUAUGAUAAUCAUGAAAAAUCCUGAAUAUAGUAAGCAAUAAAAAAUCAUAAAAUAAAGGCUGAGAAAUCCCAUCUGGAAUAAUGAUGAGCGUGCAGAAAAACAUUAAAAAGGAAGCAGUAAGGGAGAGGAAAGAGGACUGCAAUUCUAGUCGUCCAAUCCGUAUACGUGUUAAAAAAAAAGCCCUCUGAUUAUUCUCUUGUCCGGACACCCACAUCCCUAUAUCUUGUCUGACCCUCCCGGCCAAUACCCACUUCUUCAAAUCUUAUGUCCUCCAAUACCCAUGUGAUAUUCCACACAUUUUCUGUACUGAUAAUUUUCCUCUUUUCCAAUGCCCAUAUCUUGCCUGUUGUGUAAAAGGUCCUUAAUGCCAAUGCUAAUGAAUUUGUAACAGUAGAAGUGAUUGACAGAAGCGACUGAGAAAUUAGUUAAACGAUAGAUGGAGCCUUCCCGGAGGCUAUAGCAGCAAGGCCUGUCUUUAUAUAGGACCGAGAAACUGAGGGAGAAUCAUUAAUUUGUGAGUUAGAAUCAUCUUCGCCAUAGAACUUAGGAAGCUCAGGCAAUGGUAAGGCUUGCUUAGUGCAGGACCAGAAGGCACCUCAUAUUUUCCAAUAUCAAAUCCCUAGACCAUGUGUAUUUAUUGUUGUAAGAACACCCGCUUUAGUAGAUCCUUGUUUUGCCUGCGUUCAACGCCCACAUCAUCAAAUGCUUUUCGUAAUUAAAUUUUGGCCCAUGUUAUAUUGCCCCUUUUCCUCACACCCAAAUCUUUAGAUCAUUUGUUUUCAUUGUUUUAAGGACACACACAUUUCUGAAUCCUCCUUGGCUGGUGCUUCGUGUAGCAUCCUCAUCACCAAAUGCUCUCUUACUGUAAAUUUGGCCUCUUGCAAAUUACCUUGUUUACAAAUACGGGUGCACCCAGGCCAUUUAUAUAUAUUGCUUGAAGGACACUCACAUUUCUGAAUCCUCCCUGCUGUUGUGUUUUCUGCAGCACCCAUAUCUUGGAGAGCUCUCAUUUUGUCCGUUUUGCCCUUGACAAAUGCCUUGUUUUCUUCAUUAAAUGGAUCUUUAGUUCAUCAUUGCAGGAGAGGAUGCAUUUUCUAAAGGCCAGUAGACGGGAAGAAAUCUAUUAACUUCGGCAGGAUUUUCAUCUGCAACAGUUAGGCAACUUAUUUUGUUUUAUCUCAUCAGAAGAAAAGUAUACAUGAUACUGAGGGUCGAAGGGGUGAUCCAGGGCUGCAUGGGGUUUGUGAUGCUGACUGCUGCAAGCUUUUUCAAAGACUUUAGUGGCAAUGGGAGCCAAAGUGCAAUGCAAUAACUCUUUGCAAUUUUUUGAUUCCAACAAGGAUGUAUGGGAAGAUGUCAAAACAAAAAAAAACUUCGGAGAUGCUUGGCCAGACUACGGCACAGGGAUGAUGUUGAGAACAAAUCAGUCUUGCAGCAUUUUUAAGCAAGAUACAAUGGAAAAAUGUUCAGAAUAUGAUAAGGAAAGUCUGAAGCAAACUAUGCUUAAACAUGAAAAAAUAUUCAGAUCACAGGUCCGCGAGCUCCAUCGUCUAUAUGAAGUCCAAAAGAGCCUCAUGGAUGAUCUUAGAAGGAAAGAUUUCUCCUCAUCAGCUUUUUCACCAACAAGGAGAUCAGGAGAGCUUCUGUUUCAUUUUGGGCCAGAACAGCAGACAUCAAAAGAUAAACGGAAUCUUUGGGAUUUUCUUGAUGGGUCUGUGAGAGAAAAAGACAACAGAGGUCGUAGCCAUCCUACUUUGGGCACAGACAACAUGCAAACUCCUGGGUCUGGUCUAGUUGAUCAUAAUACUCUGAUUGUGUUGAACUCAAAGGAAAACAAUGGUGGAUUUAAAGACUUUAACAGGUUACAGCCUAUCAGAGCCACACCUCGACGUUUUGAUCUUGAACAGCCAGCUGAUGAAUAUGUAGAUGAUGAAGCUGUGGAUGAGCUUCGAGAGGAUCCACUUUUAAAAAGGGAAAUCCAUGGUAAUGGAAAGGAGUCAAACUUCUUCAAGUUUCAGUCUGAUGUAGAGCCUGAAAGUGACUUGCAGCUUACUCUUAGUACUGGGUGGGAGAAAAGCAAAAAGAAAGAUGACAGGCCGAAUGGAACACUUUUAGAUAUGGGUUUCCAUAACAAAGAAAGAGAAGAAGCAAAGGAAGCCAAACAUUCGAGAUUUAAUGAGGAUUCAACACUUUUUUCUGCAGCUUCUAGUAGGGCUGAUGCUCAUGUUCAAGAAGAUCUUGAAAAAAAGAGGUCUGUUCUGCCAAGUCAAAGAUAUUUUGGAGCACCAUGGGGAUUAGGUCAGGACUAUCAGAGACAUGAAGAUCACAGAGCUGAGUGGAAAAAGUUUUCGAUUGAGCCUGAGAAGAGAAAGGAGAACAGCCAAUCCCUUGAUAUAGAAGCGGGUGAGAGGUCCACACAAGAAAAUCCAAAAGAACCACAUUGGAUUUUUCAGGUUUUGAGCCUAAACAGGAUUUGAUGUGUUCUUUUUAAAUGGCCAGGGUUCAUCAACAGCAAUACUCUAAAACAAAGAUUAAUUUGGCAGAAGCCAUUAGCUACAUAUCAGGCAAGCCAACCUGACAUUGAUGGUGUUGAUAGAAUGCUUCUGGGAAAAAAUAAUAUCCAGCC
Molecule: messenger RNA, 2978 nt
Organism: Cryptomeria japonica (Japanese cedar)
Lineage: Eukaryota; Viridiplantae; Streptophyta; Pinopsida; Cupressales; Cupressaceae
Exons: 5
Coding region: 1639-2829 (396 amino acids)
Source: RefSeq, a predicted model, not a curated record